This is a messenger RNA of Ambispora leptoticha, 4284 nucleotides long. The record is from the annotation of a GenBank genome assembly. Lineage: Eukaryota; Fungi; Glomeromycota; Glomeromycetes; Archaeosporales; Ambisporaceae.
AUGUCUCAAACUUACAUUAAGAACAAGUUGAAAAAAGCAAAAGACGCCAUUCAGGCAAAGAACUACGAAGAGACAGUUAACUGUUGCGAAAAUGUUAUUAGUUACGAGCCGGAAAACUAUAACGCACAUGUUUUUCUCGGAGUCGCUUAUUUGAAUCUUAAUAGACUUGAAGAGAGCGAGCGAAGUUACCGAAAAGCUAUUGAAAUCGAUACCGCGAAACCUCUUGCCUGGGAGGGACUUGAAAAGUUUUAUGAGAAACAAAAAAAUUGGGAGAAAUAUGAAGAGACAUUGGAUCUGGUUUUACAAAGACGUAUUGAAAGUCGAGAUGAGAAAGUACUCGAAACAAUAAACAAAUUAAUUGAUUUGCACAAAACAAAAAAAAUAAACAUACGAAAGCUCGUCGCUGUUCUCAAAAACUUUCUACCACAAAGCAAAUCCUAUGACCUAAUCAAAAAUUUAGAUGGUGUUCCAACUCCAAUACAAACCUUGUGUGAAAUUGCCAAAUUGCUUGAGCACGAGGAAACUGAAUCCCUAAGACGAGAAGUCGAGACGCGUCGACAGCGGUUGCAUGCUGGCCCAUUGGCUACUAUUAAGGCACAAGUGCAAACUGAAAUUUAUUCGAAUUCAGAAUUGGAAGAGAUUUAUGAGAAUUUGAUAGAGGCAAUGAAAUCGAGUUCAGAAGAAUCUGGUGUUGAUUUAAAGGAGUUAUCGAUAAAGUUUCUUACGCAUUUACAUAAGAAACUUGCGGCUGUUCCUCAAGAUAGGAAAAAACAGUUAAACGAAAAACUUCAUGGUAUGGCAUGCCAUUUAGUUGACCAAAAAUAUGAAUUCGCUUUAUCUUACGAAAUAUUAAUUGAAAGUACAAAUGCUGGGUCCCUAGACGAUUACGACAUAACUCUACUACGUCAAUAUGUGGAACUGUUUCCUGAUACUGCGCUAUCAAAAAGCAUCCAAGGAUAUUUGCGGUAUAAGGAUGGCGAUUCUAUAGAUGAAAUAACUGAGCUUUUUAAUGAUGAUCUUGAGAAUGAUUUGCAAUUCUUAUUUACCUAUCACGCGUUAAGCUGGAUGCAUCACGAUUCAAAAGAUUAUGAGAAUGCUCUUGAAUACGCGUUAUCAGGAUGUGAGUUGGCGACACAAAAGUCUCAAGAAAUGUGUCUGGCUCUAGAUCGGUAUGAACGUUCUUUAGAACUUAUCAUCGCUGAUUGUUAUCUCCAUAUUGGCGGAAAAUACUACACAGACGCGUCGCGAUAUUAUCAGAAAAUAUUGGAACAAGAGCCGGAUAAUUUGUUGGCGCUUGUGGGUUAUGGAAUGGUACUUUCUGCCCAAAAACAAUACAAUAAAGCAAUGGAAAUACUUGAAAGAGCGCAACAACUCGAUCCAAACAACCUUUUGAUUCAGAAUGAAAUCGGAUGGGUUCAUUUCCUAUUUGGAGAUUUUGAAGAGGCUAAAAGGAUUUGUUUGGCAGUUAUUGAACUCUGUGAUAACAAUCCACUAUACUUUUAUAGAUUAGGGCGAAUUUAUUGGGCAAUGGAUGGCGAAUAUAGAAUUAACAAAGAAUACGCGUACGCUAAAUUAUACCGCACUAUCGAAAUUGACACCAAUUUUGCCGGAGCUUUUACAUAUCUUGGACAUUAUUACUGUCUUGUUGGAGACAAUGUUCGUGCCAAAAGAUGCUAUAUGAAAGCUUUUUCACUGGACUCUAGUGAUGAAGAAGCUGCCUUGCAUUUGAGUCAGUAUUAUCAUUCUGAGGAUAAUAAUGAAUUGGCGGAAACUGUGUAUCGUACAAUCAUCCAAUCAAAUCCGAAAGCUGGUUGGGCUUGGAAACGAUUGGGAUUUCUUGAAUUGGCCAAUAAAAAUUAUACAGAUGCAAUUACAGCUUUCCAAACGGCUUUGCGAACCAACUCUAAGGAUAUCCAAUGUUUGGAAGGUUUAGCAGAAUCAUACCGCAAUGAAGGAAAAUACAUCGCUUCUCUCAAAGUAUUUACAAGAGCAGCUGAAAUCGACCCCUCCUCAAUUUUCGCAAACUAUCAAAUUGCCGCAAUAAAACAAAAAUUAGGGUUCUUCACCGAAGCAAUAGAAUACUACAAAAUCACAAUAGAGAAAGCCAAAGAAAAAGCUGAGCCAGAUCAUUUCCCAUCGCUGAAAAGUUCUGGUGAUAGCUAUCUGGCACUUGUAAAAGAGUAUUUUCAAAUGGGUUCUUAUGGUCGUGCUGCCGAUUCGAUAGCUGAUGGAUUGAAAGUGUUGUUGCGUGCUAUUCAGAUGCAUCCGGAGAUGCAGUGUUUGUGGAAGCUAGUUGGCGAUCUGUGCAUGGAAGUUCGUUUUAUACCAAAUUAUUUGCAUCUAAUUCCUUUGAGUACUUUACGGAGUGUUAUUGAGAAUCUGGAUCCGUCUGAUAUCAAUAAAAAGCUAGGAUUUCCCAGCGAAAUUGAUGAUAGUGCAAUUAGAAGCAUUACAGAAGAGGAUGAUUCUAUCAUUGACGUGUAUUCCGCAAUUUUAACUUGUUCAUGUAUAUCUUACAAAUAUGCUAUCAUAUUGAGUGGCAAUGAUUCCGACAUUGCGCCUUCAUAUUGGUAUGAUCUGGCCGUAGUAUAUCAUAGAUUAUAUGAACAUGAGCGUAUUCAAGCUGCAGAAACAUCUCUGUCCUAUCUGCGUAUUGCUAUUCGUUGUAUCAAAAUUGCACUAAGAUUAGAACCUGCAAAUCCCUCAUUUUGGAAUACUUUGGGCGUAAUUACUUUGACUACAAAUGCUAAAAUAAGUCAGCAUGCAUUCAUAAAGGCAAUCGAGUAUUCACAAAAGGAUCCCGUGCCAUGGACAAAUAUCGGAUUCUUGUAUUUAAUAAAUUCGAAUCUUGAACUUGCAAAUAAAGCGUUUUCAAAUGCACAAACAAUUGAUCCAGAUUUUUUUCCUUCGUGGGCUGGGCAGGCUUAUGUUGCAAAUCUAUGGGGCAGUGAAGAAGCAUUGGAAUUAUUUGAACAUACUUUUAUUAUUAGUGGUGGAAUUUGUUUGCCUGAGGCCAAUUACAGCUACGCAUGCAAGUGCUUCCAGACACACUUAUCAGACGCAUCAUCUAAUAGUGAUUUAUUACAUUCACCAUCUUUUGCAUUACAAAAAUUAAUUGAGCUAAACCCCGACGACGCAACUGCGCUAAAUCUACUAGGUUUGAUUUUAGAGAGGCUCGAGCAACCCAUGACUGCAUCUGAGGCAUUCAUUCACGCAAUACGAUCACUAGAAAAUUCCUUACAAAAUCAAAAAACAGAAAACAUCGCUAUUUUCACAAAAAAUUUGGCGUCUGCACAAGCUAACUUAGCAAGAGUUUUAUGCGCAAUAGGUGAUUUCAGCGGAUCAAUAAAUGCUUAUUUGACUGCGUUAGAGUUAAUUGGUGAAGAAUUUGAAGGGGAAGAUAAAGAUAACACAUCACUUCGGAUAUACAGUCAAUUGGGCGCAGGACUUGCUUAUUAUUUUGAUAACCAGUUGGAAAGUUCUUUAAGUAUGUUUGAAAUGGCGUUGAAUGGAACGGAGGAAGGAAGUGGAGUCGAGGAGAUUCGAAAGGAUGUUACUGUGUUGCUGUCGCAAGUGCUUUGGGCGUUGCAAGGAGAACAACAACGGAAUUUGGCACAAGAGGAAUUGUUUAGAUGCAUAUCACAAAACCCGAAUCAUCUUCCCGCGAUAUUCGGACUCUGUGCUAUCGGGUUACUUCAGAAUAACGAAACUUUGGCAACGGCAGCGUUGCAGGAGAUGAAAAAGUUACCGUUACAUAUUUCUGGCGAGUUUUCUAAUGAACUUGACCGAAAUCACGAUAUCGAUUUUUUAACAAGUCGCUAUCACUUAUUAUUGGAUUCGCCGAUAGAAUCAACUCUAUCACUAGUAAAAUCCGUACACGCAACCCCAACAAAUCUACAAACAUGGACACACCUCACAAAUCAUCUGAUCAGCACUGCAUCCGCCAGCCAAGCAAUUUCAUCCGCACGAUCUUCACUAAAACUUUUGGCUGCCUCGUCUUCUUCAACUAGAAUCAUCAGCACACUACAUAAUGCCAAAAUUCAUCAAAAUCUCGCGGCGGCUUUGUUAUUGAAAACCACUGAAAUGUCAACACACAUGUUGACAUCUCAUAAUGAAAACGAAGAUGAAAGAAAGAAUUUACAAAAUAUGAAGGAAGAAUAUGUUACAGAAGCUUUUUAUGAAGCUCAGCGUGCCGUAUUGGCGGCGCCAUGGGAUCUGGGCAUGUGGUCUUUGCUUGGGGUUGCAAAUCGUACUUUUCAGACUUUGUUAUUUUCGCUUCAAUAA